This is a messenger RNA of Microdochium trichocladiopsis, 1668 nucleotides long. Its product is annotated as major facilitator superfamily domain-containing protein. The transcript has 2 exons. Gene Ontology annotation, molecular function: transmembrane transporter activity. The record is from RefSeq and is a predicted model, not a curated record. Bases 237 to 1511 code for a protein of 424 amino acids. Gene Ontology annotation, cellular component: membrane. NCBI's taxonomy places the organism in Eukaryota, Fungi, Ascomycota, Sordariomycetes, Xylariales, Microdochiaceae. Gene Ontology annotation, biological process: transmembrane transport.
AUCGAGCACGACAGAGAUGAGUCGGCGCCUCCCAAGCCUGGCGCUACUUUUCUCGACACGUACCGCUCAUACUCGCCCGAGCUGGCCAAGGAGACCGAGGCUCGGCUGCUGCGCAAGAGGGACAUCCGCAUCAUGCCCCUCAUCGUCCUCAUCUACCUGUUCAACUUCCUGGACCGCAACUCGAUAACCCGGCCAGACUGUACCACCUCCAGGAGGACUUGAACGUGCAGGGCGCCAUGUAUCAGACGGCAAUCUCCAUUUUCAGUGCUUCAUACAUAUUCAUGCAGUUGCCUUCUACCAUACUCAUGAGCAAGUUGCAGCCUCACAUCUUCUUGCCAUCCUGCAUCGUGACCUGGGCUAUCAUCAGCGGCUGCACGGGCGCCACGACCAACGCGGCCGGCCUUCUCGUGGUACGCUUCUGCCUGGGCAUCGUCGAGGCGCCCUUCUUCCCGGGCUCCAUCUACUUCCUGUCGUGCUGGUACACCAAGAAGGAGCUGGGUGUCCGCAUGGCGCUUCUCGUCAGCGGCCUGCUCCUGUCCAACGCGUUCGCGGGCCUCAUCUCGGCGGGGCUGCUCUCCGGGAUGAAUGGCGUCGGCGGCCUCGCGGCGUGGCGCUGGCUAUUCAUCAUCGAGGGGCACGCCACCGUCGUGCUGGGCGUCGUCUGCUUCUUCGUGCUGCCCGACUACCCGGGCACGACGAGCUGGCUGAGCGAGACCGAAAAAGUCGUCGCGCAGGCCCGCUUGGUCGCCGACGCGGGCACCGAAGACGAGGGCGUCCUCAGCGAAGACACCACCACCAUCUGGCAGGGGCUGAGCUGGGCCGUGCAAGACUACCGCACGUGGCUGUUCGCGUGCCUGCAGGUGGCCACGACGGCAUCCAUCUCCUUCUCCAACUUCUUCCCCACCGUGCUCCAGCAGCUCGGCAUCAAGAGCUCGACGACGGUCCUGCUCCUCACCGCACCCCCUUACCUCUUCACCUUCACCUGGGCCGUGUCCUUUGCCUUUGACGCAGACAAGCGGCAGAAGCGCUCCCCGCACGCCAUCAUCUCGGGCCUAGUGGCCAUGGCAGGGACGGUCUGCACCGUUGCGCUGCCCGCGGAGCAGCGCUGGCCAAAGUACGCCCUCACGUUUGUCAUUUGCGCGGGGAGGUUUGGCAUCUACUCGAAGACGUACACCUGGCUCUCGUCGACGAUUGUGCAGCCGCGCAUCAAGCGCGCGUGCGCGAUUGGCGUGGCGAAUACCUGCGCCAACACGGCGGCGCUGUUCUCGAGUUACUUCUGGAUUGACAAGUUUCAGCCCCAGUUCAAGCAGUCCUGGGCGUGUGUCUUGGGGUUCCAGUGCUUGGGCAUGGCGUGCAUUUUGGGACUGAGGUAUACGUUGAAGAGGAAGAACAGGCAGUUUGAUGAGCUUGACCAGAGGAAUUUGGGGGUCGCUGGGAUUGAGGCAGAGGGGAGGGUGUUGAGUGCUGAUGAGAAGAGGGCUGUGAACACGGGGUUUCGGUUCAUUACGUAGAGGGAGUCUGAACAUGAAAGGAAGGGUAUGGUCGGCUUGUUGCAAUUCGAGGUGCAGCUCUUGAGUUAACGACGCCGGGCAAGGCGAACUGUAGUAGCACACACCUGGUCUGAACCAUAGACAGACUUUCUGCACGGGGACAGCUGGCAUUGUGAUC